AUGUCUUCGCUACUGGAUGUGGCCAAGGCGAUGAACGCCGAGGCCGCGAGUAACUCAGCAACGUUAUCACUAGUUGAUGUUGCCAAAGCUGAACAUUCAACCAAGCCAAUGACUCUCAUGGACGUGGCUAAACAGGAGACGCAGCCGAAGCAAACACUACAUCAACUAGCACAGGAGAUUGAUACGGAAGACCGAUCAAGGAUCCAAGGAGCGAUUGACUCAACUGCAAAGGAAGUAAAAUUGGAGCGACAAGAACUUCGUUCUCAAGCUCUGAAGCAAACGGCAGUGCAAUUGCGACAGGAGGAGCAACAAGCUGCACAAAUACUGCAAAACAAAGUGGCAGAAACUAGCAAUGUGAAGCGCGACGAUGCAGAUGCCGACAGUGACAAGGAGAGUGACGACGAAGGCUAUUCGAGCUUUGAAGAUGACGUUCCAACAAAAAACAAGAAGCAGAAAGAGAUCGUGGAAUCUGAAGAGGAGGAACCUGCGGAUAAAGAAGAGAGCUACGAGCCUCCUCCACGGACAACUCCGAGGGAGUCUAACGAGAGCAAGGAAUUUAUGCGCGCAGUAUAUCGUGCCGACAAGUACCAAGUCCGAGACAUGCUCAACGAUGAAGUCGUCGACGCCAACAUCGCGGAUCAGCAUGGCUGGAGCGGGUUACAUUGGGCUGCGUCUCAAAAUCACGACGAGAUCUUGAAGUUUCUUCUCCAAAAAGGAGCCGAAGUGAACGCCAUCGACCAGAUCAACGGCUGGACUGCUCUACAUGUAGCCAUCGUGCGCGAGGCCGUCUCCUGUGUCAGUAUCCUCCUGUCAUCAGGUGCCGACCCUCGUAUCCGAGACAAUUACGGCGACACUGUCGUCGAGUGUCUCCAAGCUGCCAGCAGGAAGAACAAGCUCAAAAUGCUGCAACUACUGCAGAAAGCCCGUAGUAACAACCAAUAG
Molecule: messenger RNA, 942 nt
Organism: Phytophthora nicotianae INRA-310
Lineage: Eukaryota; Oomycota; Peronosporomycetes; Peronosporales; Peronosporaceae
Exons: 1
Coding region: 1-942 (313 amino acids)
Molecular function (GO): protein binding
Source: RefSeq, a predicted model, not a curated record